AGUAAGUUGGAGAGAACUAGAGAAGCAUAAAUUAUAGGAUAGGACCAAAUAGUAAAUACUACUACUACUAAUUAUCUAUAGUAUUUAUAGUAGUAGGUACCUAUUUUAAUUCAUGGUGAAUGUGAGAUGCGAUCUUAGACUGUCGAACUCGGUCGAUACAUGAAAAUUCAAAAUGCCUGUUGCAAUAAAAUAAAUUACAAAACGUUGUUUCUUAAAUUCAACACACUUAAUCAAUUUUCCAUGAAGUAAACCAGCAACUAUACCUCGCUCAUAGGUAGAAAACUUUGAGACCUACAAAGUUAAAUCAAUAUGCUAAUGAACGCGUGUGAUCCGAUUUUCAAUGCUAGUAUACAAUUGGAUGGCAGUUGUAUUUCAAGAGAAGACUAUUCCGUAGAAAAUCUUAUAUCGCCAGAUGCGGGGUUACGAAAAAGAGGAUUUCUAUGCGAGACUUUUAUUCGACCACCCGUGAGUUUAACAUUCAGUUUCCCGUUCGCGUUUGACAUUAAGUACGUAGUGAUCGGCACGCGGGUGGGUGGUCAAAAGUCCUCAGGAUUUCAGAUAUUAGCUGGACGCAGUGACAAUGUACAAAAGAUCUGUUCUAUGAUAACCGAAAAAGAGGCAAUAUUGUUUCAUGAUAAUAGUACGGAUUUAUCAACCUAUGGUAACGAUUACGAUAAAUGCUGUUUUAAUAUAUCGGCAAGUAGAAAUAUCAGAUCAGCAGAGAAGUUAUCUGUGCGUAUUUUCAAAACAGCAAAUUCCAUUCCAGCAAUAAGCAAGUUGGAAAUUUGGGGAAAGAUAUCAUGUGGUGUACCAAAAGAAAUCCAUCAAUCAAUAACUCGUAAUUGGGAAGAUAGUAAAAGACCAAAACAGAUACAAAAAAAAAUUCACAACUCACAACCGAUCACAAAAAUUAAUUCUGACGUUUUUGUUAUGUGUGAUGACUUUUUAGAUUCAAUUACUUAUGAAGUAAUGACAUGUCCUAUGGUUUUUCCUAGUGGAAAAUAUGUCGACAGAACAACAGUAGAAAAGUGCAUUGAACAUGAUACCAUGUAUGGACGUACACCUUGUGACCCUUUUACUGGAAUACCAUUUACAGAUAAACUAAAGCCGAUGCCUGUGCCUGAAUUAAAAGGUCGAAUUGAUUCGUUUUUAAUAAAACACGCAGACGAUGAAAAUGUUAAGUGUAUACCACGUGCAGUGGGUAAACACAGUUUUAGUUUUUACAAAGAACGACAGACUAAAAAACUCAAAGUACAAUGUAGUACAUGUAAUGAAAACUGUAAUUUGUAUAAUUUACCUUGUAAACACCUGCAAUGUAGAAAUUGCCUAAAGACUGAGAGAACUAAAUGCAAUGUUUGUCACAGUAACUUUAAUCGGAGUCAAAUAGAAAAAUAUCAUGAAAACCAUUAAUACAAACAAGAUUUUGUUACAACAUUGAUUACAACUAUGGUUUUCUGAUCAUUCCUUCAAAGACAUUUACUACUUCAUUAAUUAUAACUAAUAUAGUUAAAAUAAUUAAUUAUUAUAACUAUGUGGUUAAUAAUAGCAAUGACCACUAGUGAAAGGCAACGGCUGUUCAUCUAUUAUUUUAGUUUUUAAUUUACCAUUUUUUUAAAGUACAUACAUUAUGUGUUGGUUUUAUCGAUCUGACACUGUUGCAUAAAUAUUGCUUUGUACCUAUUGUAUUGCAAAAUAAAUGUGAAUUAUGUAAAAAAAAAUCCUUUAAAAGUAUUAAUUUAAACUAAAAAAAAUGUUUAGUCACAGUAAUAAAAAAGUUAGGCUGUAAUAUUUAUACACAUAUUAUUUAAAUGUAUUAACUGUUUUUAUUAUGAAUAUGGCCGUGAAAAAUAAUUAAAAUCAUUGCCUUAACAUGUUAAACACUGAUGUCAAUACAUUGUUGACACAAGUAAACAGGCAUCCAUGGUCAGUGUUAACAUGAUUUGACAUGAGUAAACUGGCGCUCGUGGCCGGUAUUUACAUGUUGAUAUACAGUAGCCUGUUUUGUAUCAACUUUUUAUCAGGCAAAAAUAGUAGAACAAAUUUGAAAUUUGUUUCUUUCAUUCAUUACCAUGCUGACUAUUUCAUUAAAUAUACCAAUUUUACAAUUGGCAACUGCAGGUCAAAUCACGGUAGCCGUGUAAAAUUAACGUCGGCAUUGAAUGGUUUAAGAAAAUAUAUACGUUGAAUCUUGAUUGUAAAACAUUUUUGUCUAUGCUUACUGCAACUGUAUAUUACCGAAGGGGCGAAGCAUCUUGUUCAUUGGAGUAAUACCACACUGAUGUCUGCUUACAUCAACCCUAAAAAUAUUGACCAAAAGGAUGUAUUGCCAAAGCGAGUUAUUUGGAAAGUUUCAAGCUAUAAACUAUAUUAUCUUGAGCAAAUAAAUUUCAAGUAUACUAUACAAUCCUAGUAGAGGUUUGGUUACUUGUCUACUGGCUAUAACAUCCAAUAACUUUGCAAUGCUGCUAAUACAUUCUAAAUUAAACAUCAACCUAGAAAUAUAGGUACUUAUGAGUUUUUUACUGCUGUCUGCCAUUCAUUCACACAGAGGAUCAAGUUGCAGUAGUAUUCACCUUUAGUACCAAGUUUAUUCUGAAUAUGAGAAUACUAAAUAGUAUUUGUAUGAAUAAUUUAAUAUAAUUAUGUAUUUCUACUCUUAAAUUGUUUAUUAAUAAAUACCUAUAUUACUAUAUAAGUA
This is a messenger RNA of Metopolophium dirhodum (rose-grain aphid), 2698 nucleotides long. Its product is annotated as RING finger protein 37. Gene Ontology annotation, molecular function: ubiquitin protein ligase binding; ubiquitin-ubiquitin ligase activity. Gene Ontology annotation, cellular component: nucleus. The record is from RefSeq and is a predicted model, not a curated record. Gene Ontology annotation, biological process: protein polyubiquitination. The transcript is spliced from 2 exons. The coding region runs from base 310 to 1410 and encodes 366 amino acids. NCBI's taxonomy places the organism in Eukaryota, Metazoa, Arthropoda, Insecta, Hemiptera, Aphididae.